This is a messenger RNA of Pungitius pungitius (ninespine stickleback), 1749 nucleotides long. RefSeq lists its product as uncharacterized. The record is from RefSeq and is a predicted model, not a curated record. NCBI's taxonomy places the organism in Eukaryota, Metazoa, Chordata, Actinopteri, Perciformes, Gasterosteidae. The transcript is spliced from 7 exons. The coding region runs from base 148 to 972 and encodes 274 amino acids.
UGGCAGUUCACUGUCGUAAAUUGACGUGCCUGUCGUGUAGUUCUGUUUGAAAAUGUCGACAAACUCGGAUAUUUACGAAUAGUCACGAGGUGAUUAACGAAGACAGUUAACAUUCAAGCCCGGUGAGGGUGGCUGUGAAGUCUGAAAAUGGGUUUCUGGCACCCGGUGACCAACCUUAGAGACUACGUCUCCCACAAUCCUCCGGGGGUUACAUUCUUCCUGUGUCUGAUGACAGUGGCCAUCUCCUUCAUCUGCCUCAGCUCCUACAGCUACACACACACGCUGCCUAACCCGGACACAGCAAAGGACUGGAACCAUCUACUGUCCUCAUUGUCCCAGUUCCAGCUGUGUGUGAAAGCCAACGUAAGUUCACCUGAGCUCGUGUUGCCCGCCCUCCUUUCUCUGGCUGAUAGAGAGACUACGGUUAACUCUACACAGACUUCCUCUGUCAGCGCUCUGCGUGUCAAGGUGCCUGUGGCUCUGAAUACUUACUCAAACAGUGUCUCUCUCAAAGACCUUGGUUUACACACUACCUUGAGAGCCAGUCAAUUACAUCUUGGAGGCAAUGAGAUUGUUAAUGUGACUUUGGAGUUUUUAUCUGGAAAUGUUACCUACACCUGUCUCACUAUUACUGCUCCAGUGCACCUCCUGCCCAUGAGUCUACUACCACCAGAGUGCCCUGUAUUUGAGAAAAACAUUUCGCCAAUCCAUACGGAAGCAGGCAACCAGCUGAAUACAGCGUCACAAACCUGCUACAGUCUACGCUCAACAAAUGACCCGACACUCACAGUGAUGUUAACACAGGAGGAGCAGAGCCUGGCAGUGCGACAUCUGUUGGAAGUUGGUGUGUGUCUGCUAGGAGUUUGCUUGAUACUUUGUGUCGCUGCUAGUAUCACACAUUCACUAAAUCGCCGCUACCACUGGAAUGGAACGGAACCACAAAAUGUGACGGAGCCCUUGAUUGACCCCUAAACCUUUUUUGGCUGCGGAGGAGAGAUGAGGGCAAUUUGUGCCAGCCCUUUUAAAGGGGUUCUGAAUUUUACAUGAGAAACAAGUUUGCACAUCAUGGGGAGUAAGUCCUACUCAACAUAAUGCCUUAUGUAGCUCUGGAGGCAACUUGUUUAAGCAUAAUAUCUAUGUACUAUCCAGCAAAAUGAUGCUAUUUCAGCUUCUGCUGACUCAAUUCUGAAUAUUUGAUAUUUUUAUAUAAUUAUUAUUUGUAAAUAUUUUUCUGAAAAACAUGUCUCUCACAAAGUGCGAUACUUAAUGAGUAGAGCAUUUGCCAGAAUGACUGCAGGCCAUUUGUAUUAUUUGUUAAAUAACGUUAGAAUUAAAAGCACACUUGUCUGUGCAUGUUAAUUACCGAUGUGUCAGUUGAUCAAGACUUUAUGAUAUGUCUGGCAUGUAAGAACAAAUAACUGGUCAAUUGUAUUCUGUUUUCAAACAUAAUUUUCCUAGUUUUUGCAUGAUGAAUGGUAAAAUAAUAUUUACCAUGUUGUGAAUCAAAUUUGUAAAUUAAGGAACAUCACAUCAAGUGUCUUUUUACACGUACCAAACACCUGUUUAGUUUGUUUUUCUGCCAAAUAAAUGGAAAUUAUUAAUGAGGCACACAUACUACUGGUUAUUAUACACUUUUGCAGUGAUUCAUCUAAAUGACAAUGGAGUCACAAGCUUGACUAGAUUACUGAAUGUCUUGAGAUCAAUAAAGGUUUAAGUUAUCAGAUCCGUGGAGCUCAGGAGUGCAAUUAA